GCGCAGUAAAUUUUGAAACAUUAAAAAAAUCCAACAAUUUUCUGAAAGCUUUCAUCUUUCUACUUUCUUCUUGCGUACCUCUCUAAACGCACUGUUUUAUGGCUGGCAAACAAGCGAAGUCGUCUAAAGGUGUCAACGAUUUGUAUGAUCCCAGUAGAAGGCAUGUACACGCAGAGAAAAUACAACCUUUACCAGAGAACAUGAAAAAGAAGAUUAACCAAAUUCUCGAAGCUAUUCCUUCAAAAAGCAAAAGUGAAAUUGCCGAAGUUCUCCAAGCUUGUAACUACGACGUGGAAACAGCCUUUGGCCAUUGUAUUGCUGACAGUGAAAUGGACAAUCAAAAUGAAUGGGUGGUUCAAGGAAAGCGGAAGAAUAGGAAAAGGAAGAAAACAAAGAAAAGUUUGAAUGGUGAUGGAAACAAUGCAUCGACACAAAAUGAUGCAAACAAAAGUGCUCCUACAGAACCCCCAAGUCAAGAAAAUGUAAUUAACCAUCAGGAUGGAAAAAAAUGUCAAGAAAAAAACCUACUUGAUUUGACAAAUACCAAUGGUCAACAAAAGCCAACAAAGAUAGAAACUCUAAAAAUUGAACAAUCAUUUUCUGCGUCAAAUAUUUCCCAAGUGGAAAAUAUUCCAAUCUCUUCCAACGCAUCUUCUCUCACCUCGGAAAAUGUGCAAGGUGUACCCAAUGCUGGAUCACCUAUAGUUUCUCAUGCAGAGCAAAAUAGCUCAUCAGUGGACUCUCAAACCAAACCCAAUCAAAAUUCUACCAAUGAAAAGCAUCCAACAAGAUUGCAGACGACUUCAGGCUCUGGUCAUGAAGUGAUUAAGAAAUCCUCAAAAGACUUGCAGCGAUCCUCCGUAUCUAUUGCUCGAUAUCAAUCUAUGUUGGAUGAGGAAGCUGAUUCAUCUGUUAAGAUGUUGGCAAAAAGUUUUCAAGCCAUCAGAAAUGCUCUUGACGAGAGAGAAAAGAUUUUAGAAGAGCAAUUGAAGUCGGUCAUCACCGAAGCAAGGGAAAUGUUGGAAGAAAGACAACAGGAUGCUGUUUGUUUACAAUUUAAGUGCAAAGGAGUGAGCAGUAUGACAGCAGAGGAUGUAGCUGAACUUAGGAACGAGAUAAAGCAUUUUGUUGGCGAAAGACGCAUCGAUGAAGAUCUUGGUAAAACGGCGCGUUUCACACGAGAUGAAGAGAAAAUGUUAGAGAUGGUGAAGAAUUUUGGCGAAGUGCCUUCAAUUAAAGAUCAUUACACAAAAUACAAAAGGAAACUUCCAGAGUCUGCUGGAAAGAAUUUAUCUUCACACAAAACCGCAACUUAUUAUAAAACAAAAUCUUCCAAGAAUGAAAUUUCGGCUUCUGAAAUUCCCGCUAAAGAAAUGAACAACAAGGAGAAGGAUGACAAACAAGUUGCCCUCUCUCCUUCUCGACUCAAAUAUCAAGCAGAAAUGCACGCAAAAUUGCAACAAGCAGUAAAAGAGCAGCAGGGCUCCUCUUCAGCCGAUGAAUUCAAGAGAGCAUCAAGUGGAAAAAAUGGAGAUAAACCUGUAAAAGGAAGAGAUUUUGUUGGAAGAGCACCGCGCCAUAACGAUCGUCGCGUUCCAAACUCAAGAUCCAAACAAAAACAAAUAAAUGAUUCAAAGAAUCAUUUCAAAUCAAGCGAGAAUAAAACGGAGAACAAAGCCAAUAACCAAGAACUAGGGAAUAAGGCCAAAUCAAAGACAAUUCCUCAUGGUGAAUCUGAAGGAAGGACGUUGCCAACUCCCGCAUCAACAGAUAAAAUUCGCAAUGAUCAAACUGUCUCACUAGAUGGUACACAGGCCACUCCUAAUGGUCAUCAUGUGCAGGAAAAUAGCAUGAAGCCUGAAGAAACCAGCAGUCAUUUGGGAAAUGGAAAUCAUCAACCUAAACGAACUAAACGAAAAUAUGUUCGAAAAACACUAACUAAUGAUGGUGCAGCUGUGUUUUGUGCAGGGACUGUUGAUCCAUCAAGUAACAAUGUAAGCUUUGCCUUAAUUAACGUCCAAAAAAAUGAUGAUUCAACUGCAUCAAACCAGGCAAAUUCUGAGGUAUUUGUACCUUUACCCCAGAGAAGCGGUAGACCACGUGGGUGUUGGAUGAAGAAAGAAUCAGCAAAUAAGAUCCAGUUUCCACCAUCAAGAGAAAACAAAUCUAUUCCAGCCUGAGCUGAAAGAAAAAUCUUAUAUACUGUAUUGCUCCAACACAAGAGAAAUAAAGUUGAAGUCAUUUAAUUUAUAUAUAUAAAAAUCCCCAUUGGAAUUGAAUUCCUCUCAAAUGAUUGGUAAGAAUGAAAUAAAAAUCACAAUUAUCGGCA
Messenger RNA from Xenia sp. Carnegie-2017, 2329 nucleotides. RefSeq names its product spermatogenesis-associated serine-rich protein 2-like. The transcript is spliced from 15 exons. The record is from RefSeq and is a predicted model, not a curated record. The coding region runs from base 99 to 2180 and encodes 693 amino acids. NCBI's taxonomy places the organism in Eukaryota, Metazoa, Cnidaria, Anthozoa, Malacalcyonacea, Xeniidae. Gene Ontology annotation, molecular function: ubiquitin binding. Gene Ontology annotation, cellular component: cytoplasm.